This is a messenger RNA of Mesocestoides corti, 909 nucleotides long. Lineage: Eukaryota; Metazoa; Platyhelminthes; Cestoda; Cyclophyllidea; Mesocestoididae. The record is from the annotation of a GenBank genome assembly.
AUGGAAUUGUUUUACUAUCUAAGAUCGCUAAGUGGACGCGAUUUAUCUGAUGAAGACCGUGUUCUCUUACGACUGCCCUUUCUUGCUCAAAUAGUUUUAAGUCUCAAAAAGUUAUUGCGCGAUUUGGGUAACUUUGAAGAAGGAUUUAACUUGGAAAACACAAUUGAAGAUGCUCAACUUAUAUUUAGAAACGCCGAUCAAAUAAAACAGGGUAACUUGUCAACGAAAGUUAUUGCAGCCUUAAAAAACCUUCGUCAGGAUAAUGCUAUGCAGAGUUACCUAAAGGUGGCAACUGACCAGGCUGCUGACUCUUCGAACUACUUUUUUUCAUCUCUCGAGCGUUUAAUUCACAAUAACUUUGUGCCUUCAGAAGACGAUAUGCUGCACAUUAAAUGCGGCUCAUGUGGCAUAGCAGAAGAAACCAUUACACAUGUAGGAGACUCUUUCAGAUUUAUCUGUGUCUUUACAAACCGCUCAUCAAUAAAGAAGUGGGUCCACUUUUUUGAGGAAGUGGAUGCAAUUAUUUUUAUCGCGUCCCUCGUCAACUAUGAUGAGCCACUGAUCCACGACCCAGAAAAGUUGCGUCUCCGUGAUGAUAUGGCUUAUUUCGAGUCGAUUUGCAACAGCAAGUGGUUCGGCAAUUGCUCUCAAAUUGUUCUCAUUCUCAAUAAAUUCGACUUGUUCACAAGAAAAAUUGCUACCUCUCCACUGAAAAUUUGUUUUCCGGAUUACCGAGGCUCCUCUGAUCCAAUGGAGGCUGCACAAUUCAUCCAAAAGAAAUUCGAAGCCCUCAAUCGGAAUCCCCUUAGAACGGUCCACUCCUAUAUCACAAGCGUCCGGAGCAAAGAUUCUGUGAAGGAGAUUGUCGAUGCCAUCAUUAAUCUUACCGCGAAAUCAUCAAAGACAUAA